UGCCCCUGAAGCCCUUCAUCCCAGAAUCCUCACAGGCUGGUAGCCACUCACCUCAGGCUGAAUCCAAUCUUGUAGGAGCCUAGGGUGGUCUCAGUUACACCUAUGGGGCAGGGCAAGGGUCCUCUGAGGAACUGUGUUUGUGGCAGCCUCUGCUGAUCCCCAUCGUACGAGUAUCACUUCCCAGAACAAUUCCUGAUCAUGGUGUGAGUGAAGGGAAUCUGUCCUUGUGGCCCUUAUGGCCACUUCCAUCAGAGACAGUGCAGGGCUGUAUGAUUCCUGCACUUCGCUUGCCCCACCGGGCCCCUCUGUUCUUGCCCUCCAGGACACUGCCCUGGCCCAUGAAGGCCAGCUUACCGUGGGUUUAAGGCCGUUCCCACAGAAUGAAGUGUCCAGAGCUCCCAGAGGAAGCACCCUGGGGAUUGGCCCAGCCCAGCCCAAUCCAGCUGUGACAUGGGAACAGGCCUUCAGCCAGGAUGGCCCUGUUCUGGGCCUGGUUUUACCCUGGCCCUGCCCGCUGCUACUUCAGAGUGGGAAGAGGGGCUACACACUCUCCCAAACUCCCUGCUUGCCUAGCUCACGGUGCCUAACCAGCACUCAGAGAGCUCUGGAGAGGAAUCCACGGACUCUGUGGUAGAUUAGUGUCACUGCUUCUGGGUGCCAAGUCUGCAGCCUGCCGUCCCGCUCUGGCUCCACCUGAUUCCCACACCGCCACCACCACCACCACCAUCACCACCACCACCACUACCGUCUAGGCCGCCUGCAGCCUGUAUCCACACUGUGUUGUUUCAGCAGGCAUCUCCCCCACCCCCCGGAGCCAGCUUGGCACAGUUUCAUUUCUGAUCUCUCCAGAGCCCCGGCAGAACGUACCCCCUGUCCAGCCUAGUGACCUUCGCCUGAGCUCUGGUUAAUAUUUGUCCGACCCAAAGGCAGUGGGGCUCCGCCCCCUGUGUGGAUAUAAGCUGGCCCAGGCUGCUCCGCUUGCCUCUUGGCCCGAGCUAUUCCGAGCUCCCUGCCCACCAGCAUCAUGGCCAAGGGGUUCUACAUUUCCAAGACGCUGGGCAUCUUGGGCAUCCUGUUGGGUGUGGCGGCUGUGUGUACUAUUAUAGCUCUGUCGGUGGUCUACGCUCAGGAGAAGAAUAGGAAUGCAGAGAACUCUGCCACAGACCCCACGCUCCCAAGCAGCACCUCAGCCUCCGCCUCAACUGCCGCCCCUCCUAUAGAUGAAAGCAAACCUUGGAACCAGUAUCGCUUGCCUAAGUCGCUAAUACCUGACUCCUACAGCGUGACUCUGAGACCCUACCUCAGCCCCAACGAUCAGGGCCUGUACAUCUUCACAGGUAACAGUACUGUCCGCUUUACCUGCAAUGAAACCACAGAUGUCAUCAUCAUCCACAGCAAGAAGCUCAACUACACCCUCAAAGACGGCCACAUGGUGGCGCUGCAAGCCCUGGGUGACACUCAGGCACCUACCAUUGUCAACACGGAACUGGUAGAGCGUACUGAGUACCUGGUGGUGCACCUGCAGGGGUCCCUGGUAAAGGGCCAGCAGUAUGAGAUGCACAGCGAGUUCCAGGGGGAACUGGCUGAUGACCUGGCUGGCUUCUACCGCAGCGAGUACACGGAGGGUGACACCAAGAAAGUGGUGGCUACGACGCAGAUGCAGGCUGCCGAUGCCCGGAAAUCCUUUCCGUGCUUUGAUGAGCCGGCCAUGAAGGCUGUAUUCAACAUCACGCUCAUCUACCCCAAGAACUUGACAGCUCUGUCUAACAUGCUUCCCAAAGAUUCCAAGCCCCUUGAAGGAGAGCCUGACUGGACCGUUACCGAGUUCUACUCCACCCCCAAGAUGUCCACGUACCUGCUGGCCUACAUAGUGAGCGAGUUCAAAAAUAUAAGCUCCACCUCAGAAAAUGGUGUCCAGAUUGGAAUCUGGGCUCGGCCCAGUGCCAUUGACGAGGGCCAUGGUGAUUAUGCACUGAAUGUUACAGGCCCCAUCCUAAAUUUCUUUGCCCAACAUUAUAAUACACCCUACCCUCUACCAAAGUCUGACCAGAUUGCUCUGCCUGACUUCAAUGCUGGAGCCAUGGAGAACUGGGGCCUAGUGACCUACCGUGAGAGCAACCUGGCCUUUGACCCUCUGUCUUCCUCCAUUAGCAACAAGGAGCGGGUGGUCACUGUGAUCGCUCACGAGCUGGCCCAUCAGUGGUUCGGCAACCUGGUGACGGUGGCUUGGUGGAAUGACCUGUGGCUGAACGAGGGCUUUGCCUCCUAUGUGGAGUAUCUGGGUGGUGACUAUGCAGAGCCCACCUGGAAUCUGAAAGACCUCAUUGUGCUGAAUGACGUGUACCGCGUGAUGGCCGUGGAUGCUCUCGCCUCCUCCCACCCACUGUCCAGCCCUGCCGACGAGGUCAACACGCCAGCCCAGAUCAGCGAGCUAUUUGACACCAUCACCUACAGCAAGGGAGCCUCAGUCAUUAGGAUGCUGUCCAGUUUCCUGACAGAGGACCUGUUCAAGAAGGGCCUUGCAUCUUAUCUUCACACCUACCAAUACUCGAACACCAUUUAUCUGGACCUGUGGGAACACCUGCAACAGGCCGUGAACAAUCAGACAGAAAUCCAACUCCCAGACUCGGUACGCACCAUUAUGGACCGCUGGAUUCUACAGAUGGGCUUUCCUUUUAUCACUGUGGAUACCACUACAGGAGAAAUCUCCCAGAAGCACUUCCUCCUGGACUCCAGUUCCACAGUUACCCCCUCAGAGUUUAAUUACCUCUGGAUCGUGCCCAUUCCGUUUCUCAAAACCGGACAGGAGGAGUUCUACUGGCUGUCGGAACAGAAAAGCCAGAAUGAAAGCUUCCGAACAUCCUCCGAUGAAUGGAUCCUACUGAACAUCAAUGUAACCGGCUAUUACCUGGUUAACUAUGACGAAAGCAACUGGAGGAAGCUUCAGACUCAGCUGCAAACAGACCUUUCUGUUAUCCCUGUCAUCAACCGUGCACAGAUUAUCCAUGACUCCUUCAACCUGGCCAGUGCUGGAGAGCUGCCCAUCACUCUGGCGCUGAACAACACCCUCUUCCUGGCCAAUGAAACGGAAUACAUGCCCUGGGAGGCCGCCCUGAGCAGCCUGAACUACUUCAAGCUCAUGUUCGACCGUUCGGAGGUCUACGGCCCCAUGAAGAGUUAUCUGAAGAAGCAAGUCACACCCCUCUUCUCACACUUCAAAACUAUAACCAACAACUGGCAAGAUCGUCCUUCAACACUGAUGGAGCAGUACAAUGAAAUUAACGCCAUCAGCACCGCCUGUUCCAGUGAUGUCACAGAGUGCAGGGACCUGGUUGUCGACUUUUAUAGUCAGUGGAUGAAGAACCCUGAUAAUAACACGAUCCACCCCAACCUUCGGUCUACUGUCUACUGCAAUGCCAUUGCCUUCGGUGGCGAGGAAGAGUGGAACUUCGCUUGGGAACAGUUCCGGAAAGCAACCUUGGUGAACGAGGCAGACAAACUCCGGUCAGCCCUGGCCUGUAGCAAAGAUGUGUGGAUUUUGAACAGGUACCUGAGUUACACUCUGAACCCGGACUACAUCCGGAAGCAGGAUGCCACCUCCACCAUCAUCAGCAUCGCCAGCAACGUGGUCGGGCAGCCUCUGGUCUGGGACUUCGUCCGAAGCAACUGGAAGAAACUGUUUGAGGAUUACGGCGGAGGAUCUUUCUCCUUUGCCAAUCUCAUCGAGGGAGUGACCCGGCGCUUCUCCUCUGAGUUCGAGCUGCAGCAGCUGGAGCAGUUUAAGGCGGAUAACGCGGAGACAGGCUUUGGCUCCGGCACUCGGGCGCUGGAGCAGGCUCUGGAGAAGACGAAAGCCAACAUCAACUGGGUGAAGGAGAACAAAGAUGUGGUGCUCAAGUGGUUCACAGACAACAGCAGUUAGGCCCUGGUCCUGAGGACCACUUGCCCCAGUGUGACACCUCCUACCAUCUCAGCAGCCCAUGCAGGGUCUCUGUCCUCAGAGCUCCAGACACCAGCACCCUACCCUCAAGGAUGACGUCUCCAGCCUACGGAGUCAGCCUAGCUCCUAAUUGUCAGGCUGCCGGACACCUCCCAGUUCUUGCCCCUCAUGCCAGCUCUGCCCCAGGCCCAGGCCUCUGGGGCUGAUCUCAGGGAAGCCCAGCUCUGAGGCUAGAUUUACAGGACCAAGGGCAGCCUGGAAAGAGUUUCCCUCAAUGCUUUGCUACUCCCUCCCCCAGCCCCCCCCCAAGACCCAGAACCAAAGAAUCAACAGGGCACAAGAUCUAUAUAUAUUUUUAAGAGAAAAUGUAAAUAAAGAAUUUCUAAAAUGA
Molecule: messenger RNA, 4331 nt
Organism: Apodemus sylvaticus (European woodmouse)
Lineage: Eukaryota; Metazoa; Chordata; Mammalia; Rodentia; Muridae
Gene: Anpep
Product: alanyl aminopeptidase, membrane
Exons: 21
Coding region: 1025-3922 (965 amino acids)
Biological process (GO): proteolysis; peptide catabolic process
Cellular component (GO): cytoplasm
Molecular function (GO): zinc ion binding; peptide binding; metalloaminopeptidase activity
Source: RefSeq, a predicted model, not a curated record